CUCCGACACAGGCUAACAACAGACCAACCCCUCCAUGCCAGGAACCGCAGCAUCCCGCCAACACUACUCCCUCCCAUCAGCCCGUAACAUGCGAACCCGACCACCAUCACCACCACCACCACCAUCAUCCCACACAGUCACACGCCAGCAAUCCACCUCCUCCACCUCGUCCUCUUUUCCGUCCACUACCGUUCCCCGAAACAACGAUUGAUUCCUGCUAUCCACACUCCCGCAAUGGACUAUACAUCGACGCUAGACCCUGGUACCCCACCACCGCCGGGCUUCACUCUUUCGGACUCCACCGACUGGGAGUACUUCACCGAGGGCGCAGCGAACAUCCUCUUCCGCUAUGUCGGCGAGCAUCCGUACUUCAAGCGGUUCCUUCUGCGGCUGCGGAAGCUUCUUCCGGGAGCCCCGACGACCCGCCAGCUCUUCGACCACAUCAACCGGCGCUUCGCGCCUCUACUCGGAAACUACAUUAUGCGCUGCGAUCUGAUCGAGCUCGACGCCGGCUUGGUGCCGGCACUGAACCGCGUGCUGGAGGAGGAGACGGGCGACUACGAUUGGGCCGGACGGCCGGUGGUCAAGGGUGCACGGCGUCUACUGGAUGAGAAGGAGCAGUGGGGGAUGCUGGUGGAGGACAUGAGCUGUGGGAAUUACCUAUACCCGCCUGAGGAGGACGAGGAGAGGGAGAAGCCCGAGGAUCCCGGCGAGGAGUGGCGCGACAUGGCUACCGUCGAGUUCAAGCCAAAGUGGCUCACGCAGUCCCCAAAUGCUCCGGCGAACUGGACGCUGUGUCGGACGUGUGCGGUGCGGUGCAUGAACGGGAAGCGGCAGGAGGGGAACGUGCCGGAGUACUGUCCGCUUGACCUGGCCUCGGGCAACAAGGAGCGGAUCGAACAGGCUAUCUAUGCCAUCGUCAACUCGCAGAACUCAGUCAUGAUCGCGGAUCCGGCGGGCGAUGAGAGCGACAAUGAGGAUCAGGAGAUGACGGGGACCGAGGAGACACCCGAACAGGUCUCACAUGAGCUGGCGAAGACGCUCGAGGCGAGUCUUAUCACGUUACUCACACAAUUCUUUCGCAACACUACCAUUAUCCCGCUACUCGCCGAGCUGCAGCAUAAAUUUGGCACGAGAGGAGUGUUUACCAGUGCUACGCUCGCCCUAAUGAGUGAUACCGACCAGCUUCCGAGCGAGGAGGAGAUGAUAAAUGCCGCCUUGCAGGCAGGCGGCCAGGACCCUGCCGAGAAUGAUAUAUGGACCGCUAUGACGCUGAGGGACUGCAGUCUGUUCCUGAAGCUGUGGGUCAGGAAGCAGCGUGGGAGGGGUAUGGAGGCUAGGAUUGAGUGCAAGGUUGGGGAUCUCGACUUGAAGACCGGAGAUGGCGGUAGGGCCGUCUACUGGAGAGAUGUCGAGAGACGGUUGAGGAAGGGCGGGUGGUAUGUCAAGAGGGAUGUGGGGAGGAAUUGUAGGACUGGCCAAGGGAUGGCAUAGACUUGUCGGUAGCAGAAUCCGGCGAUGGUUACGAUGUUACUACAUUGGAGUGUGGUGGGUGCCGCGCUGUGAGUUGCUUGCUUGCUUGCCUUUGCCUGCUUAAAGUAUCUUUGCGAUCCUUGUUCUUUUUUUUUGGACCCGUAUUAUCAAGCAUAAAAGUGGUGUAUGAGUACUGGUAUCAUUGCAUGCUGAGAGGGCGAAUGGGAGUGUUUUGGUUUGAUACUGAUA
This is a messenger RNA of Tricharina praecox, 1722 nucleotides long. Its product is annotated as inositol-pentakisphosphate 2-kinase. NCBI's taxonomy places the organism in Eukaryota, Fungi, Ascomycota, Pezizomycetes, Pezizales, Pyronemataceae. The coding region runs from base 235 to 1494 and encodes 419 amino acids. Gene Ontology annotation, molecular function: inositol-1,3,4,5,6-pentakisphosphate 2-kinase activity; ATP binding. Gene Ontology annotation, cellular component: nucleus. The record is from RefSeq and is a predicted model, not a curated record. Gene Ontology annotation, biological process: inositol phosphate biosynthetic process. The transcript has a single exon.